GAAGCGGCUCCCCUCUCGAGGCUCCCCCGUUCGAGGCUCCCCGGCGAGAAGCGCGCCUGUUCCUGGUGAGGGAAAAGUCGGGCUGAGGACGGAGAAGCCCCGCAUGGCAGACGGCGCCCGUUCCGUGCUGGGCGGCAGCCGCGGCUCCAGCCCGCUCCCCAGCCCGCUGCUGGGGCGAGGCGGCAAGAGCCGCUCGCUGCCCACCCCGUCGUCGACCAAGCCGCCGCCGCCGCCGCCGCCUCAGCAAACGCCGCCCGCGUCGCCCAAGCAGCCGCAGCAGGCGAGGACGGCGCGGGGGAGCGCGGCCGGGCACUGCUUCAGGAGGGUCACCCUCACCAAGCCCACCUUCUGCCACUGCUGCACCGACUUCAUCUGGGGGCUGGCCGGGUACCUGUGCGAAGUUUGCAAUUUUAUGUCUCAUGAAAAGUGCCUGAAAUAUGUGAAGAUACCAUGUUCCUGUAUUGCUCCAAGUCUUGUAAGGGUAAGUCACUCAUAUUUUGUGAUAAGAUUAAUUUUUGUAGCCUUCCCUUCAGCGGCUAUGGCGUCAGCACUAUUUUCUCUUCACAAGGAGGGAUUCUGCCACUCAGCAGCGGAAAACACGGAGGGCAGCGACCAGGUCUGCCAGUCGAGCCUCCCACUCUCCCCCGUGCAACUCGUGCAGGUCGGCGUGCAUGCUCGACCAGCCCCUGUACAGGAUGCCAGGGAGCGUUUGGGCGUGAGAGCCGUGGCUGCAGCCGUGAAGAGGGGAGGCACCGAGAGGACUGCAGGUCAUCUUCCCACCUUGAUCCCAUUUCCACUGCCGGUGUCCCAACUCUUCAGCCAAUGGACGCCUCUGCGGCAGAGGCCUCCAAUCCAGCUGGACUCUUCAGAUGACGACGACGACGUUGACAGUUCAACACAGGGAUCGCUGAAAGAAUCUCAGGUUUCAACAGACUCAAGUACAUCAGGCAAACAAACGUUAAAGAUAUAUGAUGGAAACGAUGCAGUAAAACGCAAUCAGUGUCGGCUUAUUUCGGUUCCACGAAUUACAAAGCAGGAAGAAGUUGUGGAGGCUGCUUUGAGAGUAUACUACAUAAACGAUGAUCCUAAAGACUACGAACUUCAGACGUUCACUCAGCAGGCCUUGUUUUGUGACGACGUCAUCAAUAGGAAUGACGCCGCUGAAGAAUCCCACCCUGGUUCAGUAUUCCGAGAAGCUGCUCCCGAAGCCUGGAUCAUCAGAGCCAAACCGAAAGACAACGAGCUAAUAAAGAUUUAUCCCGCUUGGCUCAAGGUUGGAGUGGCCUGUGUCUCGAUACGAGUAAAGAAAGAAAGCACUACUCAGAUGGUAAUUAAAGAAGUUCUGCCAUUACUUGGAUAUCAGUCGGAACGUCCCCAGAACUUCAGGUUGGUGGAAGUUCUCAUGGGUUCCAAGCAAGUUCAGCGAAUGGUGCUGGAUGAUCAUGAACUGAUGCUGAACAGAUUUCAAGACAUAAGAAAGACUUCACUACGCCAAAUGAACCAAACAAGAUUUUACAUUGAAGAGAACAAUAUGUCUGUGGUGCAGGUGCACUUAUUUGUGGGUGGCCUGCCACCUCAUCUCUCUGCUGCAGAAUACACAAACAUCCUCAAGGAUGAAUUAACCAUCAAAACAAAUUUAGUUUCUGUGAGUCAUGUGUAUUCGUCUCAAGGUGCUGUUAUACUAAACGUUGCAUGUUUUUCCGAAGCUGAAAGACUGUAUAUGCUAGCUAAAGAUACCACUGUUAACGACAAGCCGCUAACUGCUGUAGUGAUUCCUGAAAUUCUGCAUUCCAAGCUUCCACAGAACUGCUGUCCACUGCUGGUCUACGUGAACCCAAAAAGUGGAGGCCUUAAAGGUCGGGAUUUAUUGUACAGUUUUAGAAAGCUGUUGAAUCCUCAUCAAGUCUUUGAACUAACAAAUGGAGGACCGCUGCCUGGACUUCAUACAUUCUCUCAGAUUCCGUACUUCCGGAUAUUGGUGUGUGGUGGCGAUGGCACAGUCGGCUGGGUUCUUGGCGCAUUAGAAGAGAUUCGGCACAAGCUCGUCUGCUCAGAGCCAUCGGUGGCUAUUUUACCUUUAGGCACAGGUAACGACUUGGGGAGGGUGCUGCGCUGGGGUGCUGGAUAUAGUGGCGAAGAUCCGUACUCCAUCCUGAUAUCUGUAGAUGAAGCAGAUGAUGUUCUCAUGGAUCGCUGGACCAUCCUGUUAGAUGCGCAAGAGGCUAUUGAAAGUUCAGAAAAUGGUGUAUUAGAGCCUGAGCCUCCUAAGAUUGUACAAAUGAACAAUUACUGUGGCCUUGGAAUUGAUGCAGAGCUCAGUCUAGGCUUUCAUCAUGCCAGAGAAGAAGAGCCAGACAAAUUCAACAGCAGGUUUCAUAACAAGGGUGUCUAUGUGAAAGUUGGCCUGCAGAGAAUGAGUCACACAAGAAACCUUCAUAAAGAAAUAAAACUUCAAGUGGACCAGCAUGAAGUUGAGCUUCCAAGUAUCGAGGGACUUAUUUUCAUUAAUAUCCCCAGCUGGGGCUCCGGUGCUGAUCUGUGGGGCUCCGAUAAUGAUAAUCGGUUUGAGAAACCAAGAAUCGAUGAUGGCUUACUGGAAGUUGUUGGCGUCACUGGAGUUGUUCACAUGGGUCAAGUCCAGGGCGGCCUCCGUUCAGGCAUCCGUAUUGCCCAAGGCUCCUACUUCCGCCUGACUCUUCUGAAGCCCAUCCCUGUGCAAGUAGAUGGAGAGCCCUGGAUGCAGCCGCCAGGCCAGAUAAUUAUUUCUGCUGCAGGACCAAAGGUCCACAUGUUAAAGAAAUCGAAACAGAAACAGAAAAAAACUGGAUACGUGAAAGACGCCAGAACAGAGAACACAGAGUCCGGUGACAUGAGUCGUUGACACAGGGGGCCCCCUGAGCAGUUGCAACACAUCUACUGUAGGCCAAGUGGAUCUGCCUAAUAAAGCUGUAUUGUCUGGCUCAGAUUAAGAAGGGUUACUUGCAAGCCUGUUGUUAUACUCCAUGUUUGUUGUAUGGUGCCUCUCCUGUGGCUGUCAUGAGACAGAGAUUCAUGCGUCACAGGUUGAACAGAGAUGUUUGCAUUAGGUAGCCUUUCCGUCAACCAGUUCCCAAUUCUCGCUUUAUGCCAGUGAAGCACAGAUCCCGUUAUGCUGCAUAUUUUACACUAUUGUCUUUCUCUGUUUUAGCCUCGGGAGCCAACUAUUUUACAGAAAUAAGCUUUUAGUUUUUACUUAAAACAAAUAAAGGUUUCUUGCUUGGAGGUUAAGUUAGCCAAGAUUCUCUAGAGGAAGAAGAACUAUAUAUACAGAGAAAGAGAGAGAGUCAGCAACUUACAAAACUGAUGAUUUUUAUUUUGCUGAGUGAUUUGUGCAAUAGUGUUUAUGUACGACCAGGAAACAUUGAUUGAGCUCAGCGGCAUGAUCCAUCCUGCACUCUGCUGGUAGUACUGUCCCUGCGAGAGGUUCAUCGCAGUGCACCUGGAUGUCGCUGAUCAACUGGAGGCCAUUGUGACUCCAAUGGAAGAGGGAUCCAGUGAGCCAUUCUGGCCCAGGCCUGCAUCAUGCAGGUUACUUGAACUCAGUUGUUAAUUGCUGGAUUCAUUGCAAGAAGGAAGGGUUAUAGGUUGCACGGGGGGAUCAGUUUUCCGUGCACACGGCAUUGUGUGGGUUCUACCCUCUAUAUUAGGUGACAGUUUAUUUAUAAGCACAAAAAGCUGAAGAAAUAACCUCUUUCUGCACUACUCUACCAACCCCUUUGGGGGACAAACCCCUCUUGUAUCAUUUUUUGGUGGAAAGCACAUUUUUAAAUAUAUAUGUAUAUACACUACAGGCUUCUGUUUUUUUACUAUACUGGAAGCAUGUGUAUUUCUUGUUUCAAAAUUCUCAUCACUAGUCUGCUAUUCCUAAUGUUAUGUCCUCAUUAUCCCCUCUCAACGUGCUAUUCGACUGUUGCUGGAAACACCAAAGCUGAUGAUUAUGGCACAAUAUUGCAGAUUUCAUGUUUCCACAUUCUUUAUGCUUUAUUUAUUGAUACACUAAAUGGAAAUGUGCUGCUGUUUUUAUUCUGUGUUAAAGAGCUGAUCUCGGUUUAUCCACCCAGAUCUCUGCACGUGUCUUGCAUUGAUCCAGACGUCACUACUGAUAGCAUAGGAGGGGAAAUGUCAUAUGCAAAUAGGUCCAUGCCGAUCUUAACUCAUUCUUUGUGAGGUGGUAGCUCCUCGCACUUCUUCACUUUAAUUUCACAACUAGGAUUUGCUAGUUCCUGAUCACUCUUUCUAGUUCUGUGCUGCAGUUGGCUUUUGCAAGAAAAGGUUAGAUCGUUGUCACAGAAUAUCUUUCUGUGCUAAAAUUCAGAAUUUAGUGUAGCUCUGGGAGCUCUAAUAAUAGCAAACAAAUCAUAACAUUUUUUGUAGAAUCACAGCAUGAGUUAGGUCUGCAGUGCAAGAAAGACGUCUUCAAGGAAAUAUUUUGAAAACAGCUCCUUUUGAUGAAGCCUCUGCUCUGCGUCUUUACAGCAAACUACGGUUUAGGCUUAUUCCCAUACUACCAAGAUUAAAAUUGGAGAAUGGGUUGUUUUUCAAA
Sphaerodactylus townsendi is the source of this 4582-nucleotide messenger RNA. It is a transcript of the gene DGKQ, whose product is annotated as diacylglycerol kinase theta. The transcript has 21 exons. Gene Ontology annotation, molecular function: ATP-dependent diacylglycerol kinase activity. Lineage: Eukaryota; Metazoa; Chordata; Lepidosauria; Squamata; Sphaerodactylidae. The record is from RefSeq and is a predicted model, not a curated record. Gene Ontology annotation, biological process: intracellular signal transduction; diacylglycerol metabolic process; lipid phosphorylation. Bases 104 to 2881 code for a protein of 925 amino acids.